CCUGCCACUCAUGCCUGGGUCCAGGAGAGGCCGGUGUGCCCACCUCACAGUCUCCCAGCCCUGCCUCUCCUUGCCGUCCCCCCACCCCGCCCUGUCCCUGGGGGACGGUGGGAGGCAAUGGAAUUCCCUCCCGGGGCUGCUGUGUGUUCCCUGCAGGUUGUUGAUGGCGUCCACGGCGGAAGCCCGUGUGGAGGCCCUGCUGCCUGAUCUGCCCCCGGGGCCCCUCCAAGCGUACCGGGCCCGGGCGUCCUUCGACUGGCGGCAGCUGGCGCGGUUCUUGGACGGCGAGGACGUUCUGCUCUUCAAGAAAACCAUCUUCUCGACCCUGGAGAAGGACCCGCUCUUCGCGCGCUCCCCCGGGGCCGGCCCGGGCCUGGAGAAGUACCGGGAGCUGACCUUCCUGCGCUGCAAGCGGGUCUUGGAGUACGACUUCCUGGGCGUGCAGGACGCGCUCAAGAGUCCCCUGAAGGUGCUGGUGCUGGUGCACUCGCUGGGCAUGUACGACUGGUCCCUGGCCUCCAAGUUCCUGCUGCACGUGCUGGUUUUCGGCUCAGCCAUCUACAGCUCGGGCUCUGAGCGGCAUCUCGAGUUCCUGCAGAAGAUCAGAAGCCUGGAGAUUUUCGGGUGUUUUGCGAUGACGGAGCUCAGUCAUGGGAGCAACAGCAAGGCCUUGCGGACAACUGCUCACUACGACCCUGCUUCACAGGAAUUCAUCAUCCACUCGCCCGAUUUUGAAGCCGCCAAGUUUUGGGUCGGCAACAUGGGCAAGUCGGCGACGCAUGCGGUGGUGUUGGCACAGCUGUACGCCGGCGGCCAGUGCCACGGGCUGCACCCCUUCCUGGUGCAGAUCCGAGACCCGAAGACCCUGCUGCCCAUGCCAGGGGUGAUGGUCGGAGACAUCGGAAGCAAGCUGGGGCAGAAUGGCCUGGACAAUGGGUUUGCCAUGUUCCACAAGGUCAGGAUCCCCCGGGAGAACCUCCUCAACCGCGUUGGAGACGUCACCCCCGAGGGCGCCUAUGUUACCCGCUUCAAGGACACCAGGCAGCGCCUGGGCGCCACGCUGGGCAGCCUGUCCGCAGGCCGCGUCUGCAUCAUGAACGUGGCGGUGAUGCACCUUAAGCUGGCGGUGACCAUCGCCCUGCGCUUCUCCGCCACACGCCGUCAGUUCGGGCCAACGGACGAGGAGGAAGUGCCUGUGCUGGAGUACCAGGUGCAGCAAUGGCGCCUGCUUCCUUACCUGGCGGCCAUCUUCGCCCUGGAAUACUUCUCCAAGUCGCUCUUCCUGGACCUAGUGGAGCUCCAGCAGGACCUGCUCGGGGGAGAGCGGAGUGCCCGGCAGGAGGAGCUUGGCCGUGAGAUCCACGCCCUGGCAUCAGGUGGCAAACCCCUGGUCUCGUGGACUGCCCAGCGUGGGAUCCAGGAGUGUCGGGAGGCGUGCGGAGGACACGGCUACUUGGCCAUGAACCGGCUGGGCAAGCUCCGGGAUGACAACGACCCUAACUGCACCUACGAGGGCGACAACAGUGUCCUCCUGCAACAGACCAGCAACUACCUGCUUGGACUACCUGUGCACGGCCACUCUCCUUUGCGUGUCUCAGACAGAGCCGGCCUGAGGAGCCCCCUGAAGUCGGUGGACUUCCUGCAGGCUUACCCCAGCAGCCUGGGCCAGCGGUUCACGGGCUCCUGUGCAGCCGACUGGCUGGAUCCCGCAGCCCCUCUGGCCGCAUAUAAAUGGUUGGUUUGCUACCUGCUCCGGGAGACUCGUCAGAAACUCCACUGGGAAAGAGCGUCCGGAUGCAGUGAUUUCGAAGCCAGAAGCAACUGCCAGGUCUAUCACUGCCGGUCCCUGGCCCUGGCCUUCAUGGAGCUCACGGUGGUACAGCGGUUCCUCAGCUACACGCACCAUGUCAGUGUGCCAGGCCCGCUGCGAGCUGUGCUGGGCCGGCUCAGUGCACUCUACUCCCUGUGGUCUCUGAGCCAACACACUGCCCUGCUCUACCGAGGUGGAUACUUGUCGGGGGAGCAGGCGGGCAAGAGCUUGGAGGCUGCCAUCCUGGACCUGUGUGCCCAGCUGAAAGAUGACGCUGUGGCCCUGGUGGAUGUCAUCGCUCCCCCCGACUUCAUCCUGGACUCGCCAAUCGGCAAGGCUGAUGGCCAGCUCUACAAGAACCUCUGGACCAGUGUCCUGCAGGAGCGCAGCGUGCUGGAGCGGCCUGCCUGGUGGGCGGAGCAGGCCGUCCACAAGCCCGUGCCAGGGCGCCUGAAGGCACAGCUGUAGCUGACCAGCACGGGCCUGCACCGGACCCGAUGGAGGCUACCAAGGGUGCAGAGCAAGGCUGUCAGGCCGCUGCAGCCACACCCCUCCGGCCCACAGCGCCACCGGGCUGAGAAGGGGCUCGGGCCGACCCCAGGGGCGUGUUGGUGACCCGCAGUGCAGCUGGCGUCAUAACACGGGAUGCUCAUUAUUCCACAUUUUCUGCAGAUACAAUCUUUUGAGUAAA
Ochotona curzoniae (black-lipped pika) is the source of this 2501-nucleotide messenger RNA. It is a transcript of the gene ACOX3, whose product is annotated as acyl-CoA oxidase 3, pristanoyl. NCBI's taxonomy places the organism in Eukaryota, Metazoa, Chordata, Mammalia, Lagomorpha, Ochotonidae. The coding region runs from base 11 to 2278 and encodes 755 amino acids. The record is from RefSeq and is a predicted model, not a curated record. Gene Ontology annotation, molecular function: FAD binding; fatty acid binding; pristanoyl-CoA oxidase activity. The transcript has 17 exons. Gene Ontology annotation, cellular component: peroxisome. Gene Ontology annotation, biological process: fatty acid beta-oxidation using acyl-CoA oxidase; lipid homeostasis.